Molecule: messenger RNA, 1972 nt
Organism: Prorocentrum cordatum
Lineage: Eukaryota; Dinophyceae; Prorocentrales; Prorocentraceae
Source: the annotation of a GenBank genome assembly
GACCCUCGGCAGGCCCCUGGCGGGGCCUGCCUCCGGGCGUUCGCCGCCCAAGACGGCGCCGUUCGGGGACGUGGCCGUGGAGGCCGUGCAGAGCUGGAGGGCGCUGCUCGCCAUAUGGGGCGCCGCUCUGUUCGCCCAGGACGCGCGGCUCUGCUGUGAUGAGGCGCUGGUGGGCCCCCUCGGCCAGGCCUUCCCAUGCCCCGUCGUCCUGGGCGGCACGGCGUCCGCUCUGCACUCGCUGCUGGCGCUGGCGGUCGCCUUCAUGGUCGUGCCCGAGGGGCUUGUGUUGGAGUGGCCGUGGGGCGCCAGCCUGGCGCCAGGGGUGAAGUCCGCGCAGGACCUGGUGGGCCGGGCGGCGCCCCCUUUGCGGAGCCAGCUCGGCUGCACGCUGGCGUCCCUGUACCUGGCCGCGCUGUUCUUCGCGACGGAGCUGGCGCAGACGCAGGGACACCCGUACCUCGGGAUGUACUGGCGCAUCCGGCCGCACCGGCACCUGGGCCUGUGGUGCUUGUGGGCGCUCUCCGAGGCCCUCUGCGUGGCCGCCGAGGCCUCGCUGCGGCUCCUGCUGUGCGCCUGCGACGGCUCUGUCGGCCCCGCGGGGCCCGCCGCCUCCGCCGCCCGCGCCGCGCCCACGACGGCGGCCGCGGCGGCCAGCGCGGAGCGCGCGGCGGGGCGCAGCGCCGCGGGGCCGGGCGCGACGUGGCGCAGCGGCCGCAGCGCGGCCACAGCGUGGCGCGACCUUGCGGAGGAGCCUGGUGCAGCGCCUCCCGGGCGGGAGGGCCCGUCAGGCCAUGCGGCCGCGGCGGAAGACGAGGCCGGAAGGGGCAGGCCAGCCGCGGCCAUCGGCGUCGACUCGGCGGCCGCGGCCCGCGCAGAGGCGUGCAAGGCUCCCAGGGCCGCCGCAUGCGAGGGGCAAACCAGCGCGUGUGGCGAGGUGCGCGGGAACGGGCGGUCGUCUUCGCCCGCUGACCUCCUCUUCCAGCCUGGCGGCGCCGCGGCCACCUCAGCGCCACAGGGCCAGCCAGUCAGUUUCGAGGUGAACGGAGUGCUCCAGGACCGGCAGCCGCCUGCGCCUGCGGAUGCGCCUCCCCAGCCCGACGUCGCCGCGGCCACCUCAGCGCCCGUGGCUGGGUGCCCAGACGCACCUGGGGAGGAGGUGCUCCAGGACCGGCAGCCGCCUGCGCCUGCGGAUGCGCCUCCCCAGCCCGACGUCGCCGCGGCCACCUUAGCGCCAGUGGCCGGGUGCCCAGACGCACCUGGGGAGGAGGUGCUCCAGGACCGGCAGCCGCCUGCGCCUGCGGAUGCGCCUCCCCAGCCCGACGUCGCCGCGGCCACCUCAGCGCCCGUGGCCGGGUGCCCAAACGCACCUGGGGAGGAGGUGCUCCAGGACCGGCAGCCGUCUGCGACUGCGGAUGCGCCUCCCCAGCCCGACGUCGCCGCGGCCACCUCAGCGCCCGUGGCCGGGUGCCCAAACGCACCUGGGGAGGAGGUGCUCCAGGACCGGCAGCCGUCUGCGACUGCGGAUGCGCCUCCCCAGCCCGACGCCGCCGCCACGGCACCGCUGAAGGGCCAGCUCGUCAGCUUCGAGGUGAGGUGCCCAGACGCAGAGGCGGGGAUGCACUUGCGCGUCGUUGGCAGCUGCGAGGCGCUCGGCGCCUGGAAUCCGCCGAGCGGCAUGCUGCUCGUCACCUCCGCGGCGGACUUCCCCACGUGGCGCGCCGCGGAGCCGGCGCGGCUGGCGCAGGACGAGCAGGCGGAGUACAAGUACGUCAUCCUGGCGGCCCGCACGAGGGGCCGCAGCCCUCGCCUCGCCUCUUCGUGCGCGCCGCCGGCUGUCUGCGCCGACGAGGGCCGCGCGGCCCGCUGGGAGGAGCGGGCGAACCGGACCCUCAGGCCCAGGGAGCUGGCGGAGAGCAGGGCGGCCGGCGCCGCUGCCGUCCUCACGCUGGUCGAGGAGUUCAACAGCGCCGAC